UUUCCUGUUGAGAAUGUCUGUGUGUGUAAUGUAGAUAAAUGGCAGGGAUUUUCUCUCUAAAUCCGUCUCCUGUUCGCUAAAUCUCACUCCUCCAAAACGAGCGUGCGCAAUGGAACAAAGUGGGAAUAUUGCGAUGUGACAUCGGCCGCGUCUCGCCCGCCGUUUUCGCUCUCCCCGGUUCUUUUUUUUUUUUUUUUUUUUUUUUCUAUACUGUUUUCUCUCCUCCGUUGUCACUUUUUGAAUGACUUGAAACAAGUUGACUUUUCGCCGGGUGUUUUUUUUUUUCUUUUUUUUUUUUUCUUCCCCCGGUUCUUGCGGAGACUCCGCGGGGAUGACCUGCGCUCUUUCCUUCCAGUGGCAUCUAUGGGACGUCCUCAAGAGUGCGAUGUGCUGGAUCUCCUGUAGCCACACCCUCUCACUACUGCUGUGCGUCCUCAGCCUGACUCCGGCGGCCACAGGGGCGAGGCCAGAGACGCUGUGCGGGGCGGAGCUGGUCGACACGCUGCAGUUCGUGUGCGGAGAGAGGGGCUUUUAUUUCAGUAAACCCACCGGCUAUGGACCCAACGCCCGGCGGUCGCGGGGCAUCGUGGACGAGUGCUGCUUCCAGAGCUGCGAGCUGCGGCGCCUGGAGAUGUACUGUGCGCCCGCCAAGACCAGCAAGGCGGCCCGCUCGGUGCGCGCCCAGCGCCACACGGACGCCCCCCGGGCCGCCAAGGUCAGCAAGGGCCCGGAGCGGAGGGCGGCGGCCCCGCAGGCGGACAAGACAAAAAACAAGAAGAGACCCACACCUGGACACAGUCACUCUGCCUUCAAGGAGGUGCAUCCCAAAAACUCGAGCCGAGGCAACGCCGGGGGCCGCAAUUACCGAAUGUAGGGAGGCGGGGCUUGGCCGCCUGGAAAGGGAGGAGGAGGAGGGAGUGGCCUUACCUGGUGCACCUGCUUCACUGUCCCAGCACGCCCACAGAGACGACGGUAACCAGGGCGUGGAAAACGACUGAAAGCGGGAGUGGAAGUGGGAGUGGGGAGUAAGGAGUGGGUCGUUGUGAUUAUUUUCUACACUGCACCGUUGUAUUUGUUAUCCAUGCCAUGUAACGGACUAUAUCGUUUAGCUGCUAGGACGCUGAGGUGAGGAAAUGUACCCAUCAUGCAUUGCGUAGCCCCGCCCCUUGUGGCUAGUUGGUGGAUGCCGUUCCAACUCCCCCCCCCCAACCCCAGGAAGUGUCGGGGUCCAGUCUUUAGUCCAAAGCCAUCCAUCACAACCCAGCAUUAGAGGAGAUUUACGGCCCUUAUGGUCUAAAAAUAAAACCAAAACACGGGAGCCAAACUCGUAUUUUUUCCCCACCGCCGCUCGUCAGAAACGAGUCGCCCCCAACUUUGGCGCGGACGAGUGGAAUAAAAGGUUUUGACACCGAGGCCACUUUGGAGCCGACAUGAAAAGCCGGCGGCCGCCAGAGUUGAUUUAUUCCAGCCUUUUUUCCCGCCAAAUUCUUCACUUUUGUUGGCCACGCCCACCUGACGUCGACAAGGGAACGCCACACUUGGAGUGUGGAAAGGUGAAAGGUCACCGACAUACAAAUAUUGCACCGGGGGUGUCCAAAUUAUUCCACACUUAACUUUUUUUAGGGGGUCUUAGUCACUCAAGUGCUAAAAAUAAUUAAUAUAUUAAUAUUUCUCUUCUACUUUCAACACUGAAAUAUCUACAAAUCAAAACUUUACAUCCAUCUUUUGACAAACUUCCAUUUUUUUCAAUGUUUUAUACUCUUUUUUUGUACAAAAAACCCAAAACUAGUGAAGAUGGCCAAACUUAGAGGAAAAAAAAUCAAUUUUUAGGAACACCAAUACAAAACCUCCAAAUAAUGUCUGAUUACUAAAAAACGGAAUUAAAUUUUUACAUUUCUUUACUGAAUGAGACACCCAGAAUGUGCAAAACUUCAAAACCGGUAAAGUUGUCACGUUGUGUAAAUGCUAAAUAAAAAGAGAAUACAAUAAUUUGCAAAUCCUUUCAACUUAUAUUCAAUUGAAUAGACUGCAAAGACAAGAUAUUUAACAUUUAAACUGGUAAAUUUUGUUAAGUUUUGCAAAUAUUAGCUCAUUGUAAUGUGAUGCCUGCCACGUGUUUCGAAAAAGCUGGCACAAGUGGCAAAAAAGAGUGAGAAAGUUGAGGAAUGCUCAUCAAACACUUAUUUGGAACAUAACACAGGUGAACGGGCUAAUUGGGAACAGGUGAGGUGCCAUGAUUGGGUAUAAAAGCAGCUUCCGUGAAAUGCUCAGGUGUUCAUAAACAAAGACGGGGCGAGGGUAAGCGCUUUGUGAACUAAGCAAAACAAAAAGUUUAAGAACAACAUUUCUCAACCAGCUAUUGCAAGGAAUUGAGGGAUUUCACCAUCAAUGCUCCGUAAUAUCAUCAAAAGGUUCAGAGAAUCUGGAGAAAUACCUGCAUGAAAACCCUUUCGACCCCUCAGGCGGUAGUGCAUCAAAAAGCGACAUCGGUGUGUAAAGGAUAUCACCACAUGGGCUCGGGAACACUUCAGAAAACCACUGUCGGUAACUACAGUCGGUCGCUACAUCUGCAAGCGCAAGUUAAAACUCUACUAUGCAAAGUCAACAACACCCAGAAAUGUCGCCGGCUUCGCUUGGCCCUAGCUCAUCUAACAUGGACUGAUGCGAAGCGGAAAAGUGUUCUGUGGACUGACCAGUCCACAUUUCAAAUUGUUUUUGGAAACUGUGGACGUCAUGUCCUCUGGAACAAAGAGGAAAACAACCAUCCCGGAAAGUGUAAAAGCCAGCAUGUGUGAUGGUUUGGGGGUGUAUUAGUGCCCAAGGCAUGGGUAACUUACACAUCUUUGAAGGUACCAUUAAUGCUGAAAGGUACAUACAGGUUUUGGAGAAACAUAUAUUGCCAUCCAGGCAUUGUUAUAAUGGACGCCCCUGCUUAUUUCAGCAAGGCAAGGCCAAGCCACUUGUUACAACAGCGUGGCUUCAUAGUAAAAGAGUGCAGGUACUAGACUGGCCUGCCUGUAGUCCAGACCUGUCUCCCAUUGAAAAUGUGUGAUGCAUUAUGAAGACUAACGAAGACCUCAGACUGUUGAACAACUUACGCUGUACAUCAAGCAAAAAUGGGAAAUAAUUCUAAUUAAAAAAUGUGUCUCCUCAGUUCCCAAACGUUUACUGAGUGUUGUUAAAAGGAAAGGCCAUGUAACACACUGGUAAAAAUGCCCCUGUGACAACUUUUUUGCAAUGUGUUGCUGCCAUUAAUUUCUAACUUAAUGAUUAUUUGCAAAAAAAAAAAAAAAAACCUAAAGUUUCUCAGUGUGAACAUGAAAUAUCUUGUCUUUGCAGUCUAUUCAAUAGAAUAUAAGUUGAAAAGGAUUUGCAAAUCAUUAUAUUCUUUUUUUAUUUAUUAUUUACACAACAGGACAACUUCACUGUUUUGGGGUUUUUUAAUAGGAAAAACACAAAAUAUGCAAUAUUUUCCCAAAAUUCAAAGUGGUAUAUUUGAUGUAAAGUAAUUGGAGCCUUAAAUAACAUUGCUUUUGGUUCUUUAUAAUUAAAAAAAUAUCAUACUAAAAUUCUUAGGUAUCCUCAAGGCCCCUACUCAUAAAAGAGUUCAAAUAAGUCAUACAUUCAUAUUUAUUUUUAACACUUAAAUCUCUUAACUUCAGAUCUAUUCAUCAAUUAUAACAUUUUUGAUUAUUUUUUGGAGCAAUGACAGUUUAAAAACAAAUCAUACUAAAAGUCUUAGGGAUCCUUAAGGCCCCCACUCAUAAAACCGUUAAAAAUAAGUCAUAUUUUAAUAUAUAUUAUCUUUAUUUUUAACAUUUAAAUCUCUUAACUUCAAAUCUCCUCGUGUGAGUAAAUAUGCAGUCAAUAUAUAUAUAUAUAUAUACAUAUAUUUACUUUUAACACUUAAAUCUCUUAACUUCAGAUCUUAUCGUCAAUUAUAACAUUUUUGAUUAUUUUGCCGGCAGAAAACGGAUGGAUGGACGGUUCUGUAAGUCCCCCACUGAUAAAAGAGUUAAAAAUAAGUCAAAAAUUAAUAUUUACUAUAUACAUUUUUAACACUUAAAUCUCUUAACUUCAGAUCUACUCAUCAAUUAUAACAUUUUUAAUUAUUUUUUUGAGCAAUGACAGUUUAAAAAAAAAAAAAUCAUACUAAAAGUCUUAGGGAUCCUUAAGGCCCCCACUCAUAAAAACGUUAAAAAUAAGUCAUAUAUUAAUAUAUAUUAUAUUUAUUUUUAACAUUUAAAUCUCUUAAUUUAUAAUCUCCUCGUGUGAGUAAAUAUGCAGUCAAUAUAUAUAUAUAUAUAU
Messenger RNA from Nerophis ophidion (straightnose pipefish), 4308 nucleotides. It is a transcript of the gene igf1, whose product is annotated as insulin-like growth factor 1. Lineage: Eukaryota; Metazoa; Chordata; Actinopteri; Syngnathiformes; Syngnathidae. The transcript is spliced from 5 exons. Gene Ontology annotation, molecular function: growth factor activity; hormone activity. Gene Ontology annotation, cellular component: extracellular region. The record is from RefSeq and is a predicted model, not a curated record. The coding region runs from base 332 to 874 and encodes 180 amino acids.